AUGAUUCAAAGAACACCCGCAUUGAGAGUGUUUUUAAAUGAUAUGCAGAUCUUAAAGAGAAAGUUGCGAGUACGCUGCGCUCUCGACUGCAGCCAUAAGAACGUGCUUACGAAGGAUGAAUUUAUCGUAUUAUGUACAACGAAUCCUUACACACCCCCAGAUGAGCGAAUGACGCUCUCGGAAGCAUCAGAAUACCUGGAGAAACUUCAUCGUGCACGAGAGGUUAUUGUAUUACGUGAUUUUGUCUAUACCAAACCUUCUGAGGUAGCGAAUACUGUUUAUGUGAUGUUACGCCUUCCUACUCUUCGACUAGAAACUCCUUCAUGUGUGAAUAAACAUGCUUCUAAGAGUAAUGUUGAUGCUACUUCUGUUCAAGAUAAAGAAAUGCGUCGCCGAAAUUUUUGGGCUACUGUUUCUCUUCUUAGUGGAAUUCAAAUGAGUUUUCUGGCGUAUUUAACUUUUAUUGUCUAUGAUUGGGACGUAAUGGAACCUGUUUGCUAUUUUGUAACUACUUUUACUGCGUUAUGUUUUUAUGCUUAUUCCCUUCUCUUUCGGCGAGAGUGCACUUUUCACACUGUAGAAAAUCAAUUAUUUCCUUCUAAUACACCAUUGAAAGUUAAUUAUUCUCAUAAUGUGAUGCAAUCGUGGUCUAACAAAAUGAUAGUACAUACUAAGGAUAAUCGUUUAAAGUUUUCUUCCACUGAUGCUGCAACGGUGCUUCAGACUCUCAACGAUAGUGAUGUCUCUUCUUCCCAGGAUAACAGAGGAAGCAAGAGUGAAGGAAAUAACAUCCACCAGAAGAAAAAAUGA
Molecule: messenger RNA, 810 nt
Organism: Trypanosoma theileri
Lineage: Eukaryota; Euglenozoa; Kinetoplastea; Trypanosomatida; Trypanosomatidae
Exons: 1
Coding region: 1-810 (269 amino acids)
Biological process (GO): mitochondrial calcium ion homeostasis; calcium import into the mitochondrion
Cellular component (GO): mitochondrial inner membrane; uniplex complex
Molecular function (GO): uniporter activity; calcium channel activity
Source: RefSeq, a predicted model, not a curated record